ACGCGCGUCCACGCAGUCGAAAUCGAACAGCUCCUUUGGCGCUCGGUUCGAAAACUGGCCGUUGGAGCUGUGCGUGGUCGGUUAGUGCCGAUGCUGGCAGUUUUCUCGUAAUUUUCGCCGAGUUAGAACGCAUCCCUGUGGUGAUAUUUUUAAACCAAGGACGCCACCACACAAUGGACAACUACGUCAAGGUGGAAAAGAUCGGUGAAGGUACGUAUGGGAUUGUGUACAAGGGAAAGGACAAGCGUGAUGGGAAGAUUGUGGCGCUGAAGAAGAUUCGUCUCGAGAGUGAGGAUGAAGGUGUUCCAUCUACCGCCAUCCGUGAAAUCGCACUGUUGAAGGAACUGAAACACAAGCACAUCGUUAGGUUGGAAGAUGUGCUCAUGGAGGGUAGUGACAAGAUCUACCUUGUGUUUGAGUAUCUUUCGAUGGAUCUGAAAAAGUACCUUGAUGGAUUUGACAAGAAUGAGAAGCUUUCCAACACACUUGUUAAGAGCUACUUGAAGCAGAUUCUUGAGGCCAUCUUGUUCUGUCACCAGCGACGGGUGCUUCACCGUGAUCUGAAACCUCAGAACCUGCUCAUUGACCAGAAGGGCACAAUCAAAGUGGCUGACUUUGGGCUUGCCCGUGCCUUUGGAAUCCCUGUCCGGGUCUAUACCCAUGAAGUGGUUACUCUCUGGUACAGAGCCCCUGAAGUACUCCUGGGCGCUCAGCGAUACUCCACGCCAGUUGACAUUUGGAGUAUUGGUUGCAUUUUUGUGGAAAUGAUCAACCGUCGACCUCUGUUCCAUGGGGAUUCUGAGAUUGAUCAGCUUUUCCGCAUUUUCAGGACCCUGGGCACCCCUACGGAGAAUACGUGGCCAGAUGUCGCCCAGCUUCCGGACUACAAGCCAACUUUCCCCAGCUGGAAGGAAAACAUUCUGCCUACACUGCUCCCCGACAUGGAGAACAAGGCCAUUGACCUGCUCAACAAAAUGCUGGUCUACAAUCCUGCCAGGAGGAUCUCUGCACGGGACGCCCUCAAGCAUCAGUAUUUUGAUUAAACCUUUGUGCGGCCUUUCCACAUUACAGGCUUUAUAUUGACUAUAGUUGAACGUGGUGGGCCAUACGUUCCCUUUUUUUUUUUUUUUUUUUUUUUUUGACCACCUUGAGGUAAUGCAUCGGAAGAGGGACCAAGAGUCAGCUGCAUUGUCUAAUGACAUUACAGCAGUAUAUUUCUAUCCUGUUUUAUUUUACAUAUUUUGUAGAACUGUGUCUGUAAAUUUUAUGGGAUAUUGUGCGUUUAUUUUUACUUUUUUUUUUUCAUGUACAGCCUUUUUUUAUACACUUUGAAAACUCAACUUGUACAGUUUUGUCGUUUAUAUGUGCAGCACCUUACCGCCUUUUUGCAUCUGUGCUGUUUUCAUUAAAACUGUAGCCGUAGGUCUAGCUAGUUGGAGUGAAAAAUGAACAGGAGAAUCGGGUGGUGUCUACACAGAGAUGUGUUGUGAUUUCAGUUGAUAGAAGUGACCAGAGAUUGAAGUGGCUUAACUUCCCAAUCAAAGCCUGCUCCGUUCCCCUCCUUCUGCACAAUUUUUUUUCCUUAUUUUGUGUGUGUUGUAAAUUAAUUGCUAUAAGUGAUUCUCAGAAGUAACUUUUGAGUUUCAAGAGAAACAAAUCUACAAUCAUCAAAUAUUUUAUUCUCACUUGUUGCCUUUUGUCAGGGUGCUUGUGGAGCAGUUCUCUUCUUUGCCUUUUGUUGUACAUGUCAUGUAGCUGUAUUCAUUUGCAGCAUGAUUGACUUGUUUGUAAUUAUAGGUGUCCCUUUUUUAUGAAAGUUUACUGUGCUUAUUGAAAUUUUUAGUGUCUUGCUGUUUUUACAUGUUUGAAGUAAAUCCUACUGUUUUUAUGCGUACUUGCUUUGAUAUGUGCAGUGUACUUGAACGCACAGUGUGUAGCACCAGCCUUAUGCCUAGCAAAGUUGUGUUUGUGUAGGCAGGUGACCAUGCGUCACAGAUGCGAAACUCUGGAGUGCUGCAAUUUUUCUCGUUUAUUGUCAUUUUCAGUCAUACCUCAAGGGCACAUUGUCCCGAUAUGGGGGUAUACACAUCCGGCAAUUCCUUUUUUUUUUUCCAAAGCUGAAAUGUUGAGUGGCCUUCACUUUGCAAGAAGAGCUGGCGAAUUUUUAUUAUAUACAUAUCCCUGCCAAAAGAAGACUCUACAGUAAACCCCCAUUAUCAUGAAGUCGCGAGUGCAGUGAAUAGACUUUUUUUGUGUAAGCUGUACUUUAAACUGUAGUAGGGUACGCAUUUGGGCUGGUUGGUUCAUGAUUACGAGUGAAAAACAGCGCUAAAAAGACUGAUCUCGUGUCCGUUCUUGUCCCCGUCUUUUCAGCGCUGUUUUUCACUGUACUUUAAAAAUGCAGUGCUGCCCCUGAAAAGUUGUGGUAAUGUGGCAAGAGCCCUGCAAUGGUGGCAUUAAAGUAUGUGUAUGGGUCUCUGGCUAAUUGUCACUGGAACGCCUAUUGCUGAAGAAAAGAUAUGAAUGUAACCAUCCGUAACACUUAAGCUGAAACAAAACUGGAAGGACACAGCAUAAGCAACACAGCUUUUCCUGUCUGUUGUAUGCCUUUAGUUGAACUUGGCUUGAACAGCCUCUUUUCAAUAGCUACUCCUAAUAUAAGGUUCCGUCGCUAUUAUUUGAUAAAACUUUAUUACGCUUCCUCAGUCUUUCUUUAUUGUAUGUGCGGCUUAGUAAUGUCAGAUCAAGACCAAGGAAAGAAACAAGGCUUGCACACUAGUAACGCAUUCUGUGCACACACCAUGGCCACUAAAGAUGGCAAUUUUUUUGUACUGGAAGUCUUGCAUGUUUUUACUCCAAGAAGAUAUGUGUAAAGAAUGUGUUUGCUCUUUCUGCCAAGUGGAAUGUUCUCCCAUUGCAUUAAGUUGUUUGAUCUAAAACUCGCAUUUUUUGGUGGCAUAACCACAAAAACACAGUGAAGAAGGCUUCAUAACAAUAGGGGUUUACUGUUAUAGAUAUUUGUAUCUGUAUAACUUAAGUGGAAUGCAUGAAGCAUUUCUGGGCCGCUUCGAAGAGAGCAGGAAGAUUCCAUCAUUAUCUUAGCAACUACAGCACUAUAUGCAAAACUUAUCCGUUUUGUUUUGUUUACUGUUAAUGCCAAUUACACUUUAAGACCAUUCUUCCAUGCUUUCACUGCAUGUGCAAGCUUGCAGUGGCAGUCUUUUGUACUUUUUAUAUUAUUAUUCCAAAUGUUUGUGCCAAUUAUACUGUAUACCACCUUCUGAAACCAUGUCCACACUCUCGCGGAAACAUGUAAAAUGUUCCUGCCCAUUUCUUUUUCGUGUUGGCUGGUUGGAUAUGUUUGAGAGCUUUUCAGCAAACACUGCCACUUCUGUUCAUUGUGAUCAACAGCUAGAUGUUCCUUGCUGUCAAAUAAAAAUUUUUUCCUUAAA
This is a messenger RNA of Rhipicephalus sanguineus (brown dog tick), 3452 nucleotides long. Its product is annotated as cyclin-dependent kinase 1. Gene Ontology annotation, biological process: mitotic G2 DNA damage checkpoint signaling; protein phosphorylation; G2/M transition of mitotic cell cycle. Lineage: Eukaryota; Metazoa; Arthropoda; Arachnida; Ixodida; Ixodidae. The record is from RefSeq and is a predicted model, not a curated record. The transcript is spliced from 7 exons. The coding region runs from base 174 to 1043 and encodes 289 amino acids. Gene Ontology annotation, cellular component: nucleus. Gene Ontology annotation, molecular function: RNA polymerase II CTD heptapeptide repeat kinase activity; cyclin-dependent protein serine/threonine kinase activity; ATP binding.